AUGUGGGACGUUAAAGAUAAAACGUUUGUAAUUACGGGAGGUGCUUCCGGACUUGGAGCGGACUAUGCGAAGGCUUGUUUGGAACAUGGAGCUAAGAAUGUAGCCAUCCUAGAUAUAGCUGAAAACUUAGGCAACGCGACAGCUGAACAACUGAACAAAACUUAUGGCAAUAAGGUGAUAUUUGUAAAAUGUGACGUAAGCAAGGAGGAGGACAUCGUGAGCGCGUGGGACGCCGUGCUCGCUCAGUUCAAGCAGAUUGACGUCAUCAUCAACAACGCUGGCAUCAUGGUGGACUCUCCUAACGUGUGGAGAACUGCUACCACCGUUAAUUGGCAAGGAUUGGUCUCUUUUACUUUAAAAGGCGUCAGCCACAUGAGGAAGGACGAGGGUGGAGCUGGUGGCACUAUCCUGAACGUCGCUUCGAUUUUGGGUUUAACAAAACUGGCUUAUUUACCAAUUUAUUGUGGCGCUAAAAUGGCUGUUGUGCACUUCAGUCAAUGCUUAGCGAUGAAACCAUUCUAUGAAAACACUGGUAUAAGAGUGUUGACAAUGUGUUUGGGAUCCACUGACACACCGUUAGCUCAUAACUUAGAGACAAAGUCUUGGGACCCAAAAUUUGGAAACGAGAUGGUUGUCACAAUUACAAAAAAGUUUAAAUGUCAAAAAAGGGAAUCAGCAGUCAAUGCCUUCAUUAAAAUGUUAACUGAUGGUAACCCAGGAUCUACUUGGUUGAGUAUUGAUGACAAACCGGCUCGAGACAUUACAUCUGCAAUUGACAAAGCAUUUGAAGAAUUUGAGAGAGUUAUGUCAGAAUAA
This is a messenger RNA of Spodoptera littoralis (African cotton leafworm), 816 nucleotides long. The record is from the annotation of a GenBank genome assembly. Lineage: Eukaryota; Metazoa; Arthropoda; Insecta; Lepidoptera; Noctuidae.